Messenger RNA from Thyridium curvatum, 7383 nucleotides. RefSeq lists its product as uncharacterized. Gene Ontology annotation, biological process: secondary metabolite biosynthetic process; fatty acid biosynthetic process. The record is from RefSeq and is a predicted model, not a curated record. NCBI's taxonomy places the organism in Eukaryota, Fungi, Ascomycota, Sordariomycetes, Thyridiales, Thyridiaceae. Gene Ontology annotation, molecular function: phosphopantetheine binding; 3-oxoacyl-[acyl-carrier-protein] synthase activity; oxidoreductase activity. The transcript has 5 exons. Bases 1 to 7383 code for a protein of 2460 amino acids.
AUGUCGCCCACGCAUCGCCAAGGCGGCUCCGAGCCCGUGGCCAUCAUCGGCAUGGCUUGCAGAUUUGCCGGAGAUGCCACUUCGCCGUCUAAGCUAUGGGACCUCUGCGUGUCGGGCAGAGACGCCUGGUCGCCCGUACCCAAAGAGCGCUUCGAUGCCGGCGCUCACUAUCAUCCGGACAAGGAGAAACGGGGGAGGAAUCAUGCGAAGGGCGGUUAUUUCCUUAGCCAGGACAUAGCCGCAUUUGAUGCGGCAUUCUUUAAUUUGACUGCGGAGGUAGCUCGUGCUCUUGAUCCUCAAAUACGAUUGCUCUUAGAGUCUGUAUAUGAGGCUACUGAAGAUGCUGGAAUUCCAAUCAACCACCUGGCUGGCUCCGACACCUCGGUCUACACCGGCACCUACAGCAAAGACUACCAUGAUCAACUGACCCGCGAUCCGGGGCAACUUCCGCCCUCCUUCAUUACUGGAAAUGCCACAUCAAUGUUGUCGAACCGCAUCGCACACUUUUACGAUCUCCAUGGGCCGAGCAUGUCCAUCGACACGGCCUGCUCUUCGGGGAUGGUGGCGUUGCACCAUGCUGUCCAAAGCAUCCGCUCGGGAGACUCCACGACCUCGAUUGUGGGAGCUGCCAGCGCGCUGCUCAACCCGGACAUGUUCAUCUCCCAGUCGACCAUAGGCUUCCUCGGCGGAGGGGGCAGGUGUUUUGCCUGGGACUCUCGAGCCGAAGGAUACGGUCGCGGUGAGGGAGUCGCCACGCUUAUCCUCAAGUCGCUGGAAGAUGCGGUGCGAGACGGCGACCGCGUGCAUGCCGUGAUCCGCGAGACAGGCCUGAACCAGGAUGGUAAAACCCCGACCAUCACUUCGCCAUCUUCCCAGGCGCAGAUCGACCUUAUCGAAGCAUGCUACCGGCGCGCGGGGCUUGACCUGUCAGAAACAGCCUAUGUUGACGGACACAUGACGGGCACAAAGGCUGGUGACGCAGCUGAAGCCGAAGCCCUGGGCAAGACUUUUGGUAAACGACGCUCUGCCGAAGACCCGCUGCUUGUCGGCUCGGUCAAGACGAAUAUCGGUCAUACGGAACCUGUGAGCGGGCUGGCUGCAGUCAUCAAGACCGUUUCUGCCUUGAAACACGGAAUAAUACCGUCGAACUUGAAUUUCAAGAUGCCUGGCAAGGCAGACUUGCAGCGGCUUCAUCUCCGCGUGCCAACUGAACUCACACCAUGGCCCACGAAUAAACCUCUUCGGGCCUCGGUGAAUAACUUCGGCAUAGGGGGGACGAAUGCCCAUGCAAUCCUUGAAGCCUUCUUAAAUCAGGUUCAAGGCCAACAACUAACCAACGGCGAGACUGAGCAUGAGUCAAGACAAGUGUUCCUCUUCAGCGCCAAGGACCCGGCCGUGGCCGCUGCUUCGGCCAAGGCUCUUGCUACUUGGGUCAGGGCUGGUAAAGCUCGCAUCAAACCAGCAGAUCUCGCUUACACGCUGAGCGAACGCCGUUCGUGGCACCCUUGGAGGAUUGCCGUCUCAGCUGUCAGUUUGAACGAUCUUUCAGCCAAGUUGGAACAGCCAGGCAUCAAGGCGUCCCACAUUGCGGCGACCAAGCCUCGGAUCGGGUUUGUCUUCAACGGCCAAGGUGCCCAAUGGCAUGCCAUGGGUCGCGAACUUAUCAGUGCCUACCCCGUAUUUCGAAAGGCUAUACAAGAAGCAGACCAGAUCCUCAAGGAGCAUGGCGCCGAAUGGUCACUGAUAGAGGAACUGAUGCGUGAUGCCAAGAGCACACGCGUGUCCGAGGUCGAGCUGAGCCAGCCCAUCAGCGUAGCCCUGCAGCUUUGUCUCGUCGAACUCCUCACCUCGUGGGAUGUUCGGCCCGCGGCCGUGACCAGUCAUUCCAGCGGAGAGAUUGCCGCUGCGUAUGCAGUCGGUGCGCUAUCGUUCCGGGAAGCGCUCGGCGUCGUCUAUCAUCGCGGCAGACUUGGAGCUAAGCAUCGCAAGCUAUCGACAGUCCCUGGAGGUAUGCUUGCCGUGGGGCUAGGGCCCAACAAAGCUCGCGAGUACCUGUUGAAUGACAAGGUAGUGGUGGCGUGCAUAAACAGUCCAGAUAGCGUCACGCUCUCGGGUGAUUUGCAGCCUGUCGAGGAGGUUCUUGCCAGGUUAGAGGCAGAUGGCGUCUUCGCGAGGAAGCUCAAGGUCCCGCUGGCAUACCACUCUCAUCACAUGCAGAGCAUGGCUCCAGAGUAUGCUGAAGUACUCCGAUCCAUAGCAUCUGCUCGUCCUGGCUGGACAGGCGCCUUGUUUACCUCACCUGUCACCGGAAAGUUUGUCAUGUCGCCGCAAAUACUGCCCCCUGAACACUGGGUCGAGAACCUGACGAACCCAGUUCUCUUCAGCCAGGCGUUCCGGGAGAUGUGCUUUGGACAGAACCCGGCAACCUCGAAUGUUGCACCUGAUGAGCCCACUCGUAAUGUCGAUGCUGUCGUGGAGAUUGGCGCUCACGGCACUCUGGCUGGACCCAUCAACCAGAUCCUCAAGGCCGAGGGCGCCGCUCUGCCGUAUGCCACGUGUUUGAGGCGCUCGGAGAACGCUGUUGAGACCAUGCAGGAGCUCGCAUGCAACCUCAUUGAGUGGGGCUAUCCUGUCAAACUCAAGGAUGUCAACUCGCCUAACAACGAAGUUCGAAAACUCGUCGAUGAUCUACCAACUUAUGCAUGGAAUCACAAGACGCGUUACUGGCUCGAACCACGUAUUAGCCGAGAAAUUCGAAAUCCUAGAUUCCCACCGCACGAACUCGUCGGUAGUCCCCUGGCUGGCGGGAAUGGUGCAAUGCCAACGUGGCGCAACUUGCAGCUUGGGGAUGUGGCAUGGCUCAAGGACCACAGAGUCAACUCGGCGGUCGUGGUGGGUGCUGCUACAUUUGUUUCGAUGGCUGUGGAAGGUCUCCGUCUUCUUUCUAGUACCGGCGCAGACAGUGUCUCGGCAUAUCAUCUGAAGAAUGUCGAGUUCCAAAGCGCAUUAGAGGUGCCUCAAGGCUCAUCGAACAGCACCGAGGUUAUUCUCUCACUCAGCGCAAACGAUGGAGAAGCCGCUGAUCAUGAGAAGUGGAACAAGUUCUCCAUUUCCACGGUCGACGGUGACAGCAAUUGGAUUGAGCAUGCCAGAGGCUUCGCCGCCGCGGUCACUUCAGGUUCGGCUCCAGGUCAGGAUCGCUUUGUCGCGCUGCCAGACCUGAAUUCUUUCUCCGGACGCGGUGAAAAACCAAGAGACGUCAACGUUGACGAGCUCUUCAAGACCUUCCAUGGCAUGGGAAUUGAGCAUGGGCCUACCUUCAAGAACCUGAUCAGCGGCAAGGCUACGGCAGGCAAAGCGGUUUUAAAGCUAGACGUCACGGAAGCGCUGGCUCACACGGAAGAUUAUGUUCUUCACCCUACCAUCCUAGACUCCAUCCUACAGACUGCAUAUACAUGCAUUCCAGAUGCGAUCCGGCGGCAUUCGGUUGCAAUUCCGCAAUCAAUCGAGGAACUGUACAUUGCAGCCAAGCCUGCUCUUAGUAGUGGCUCGCCACUUCAUGUCGUGUCUGAGCGAACGAGGUCACGCCGCACCGGGUUCACCUCGAAGAUCACGGCAAUUAGCCCUGGAAACACACAGCCCGUGCACGUGGAAGGCUUCUACAUAAAGGCCAUCCCGCGUCCCCUGACCCAGGAGACCGAAGUUACGAGUGUCUGCUCAAAAAUCUCCUGGGAGCCUGACAUUCUUCACAACAUACCCACCGUUGUCAAGAGCGCCAUGAGACGAUUCUUGACUGACGAUGAAAAGGCCACAGAAGACAAGCUGAUGCGCGUCGCCUACCACAUGAUACAUGAUGCUGUAUCUGAGCUGGAGACGGAGGGCCAAGAGUCGUGGCAGUGGCACCACAAGAUCUUCUACGAGUGGAUGAGGUCCGUCGUCGCGCAGGCAGCGGCUGGUACGCUCGCUCCGCGCAGCAAGAUGUGGGCUCGCACAAGCAAGGGAAUGAAACGGCUCAUGGCAGACGAGCUUGACGCUGUCGAUGCGGCUGGUCGCAUGACGGUUCGCGUCGGCCGCAACCUGGCGCGCAUCGUGCGCGGGGACGUCACGCCCCUUGAAAUCAUGACGGCAGACGGCCUUCUGACGCAGUACUACGAAGACAUGCCGCGGCUCAAGCACCGCACGUACAUCCACCUUUCCAAGAUUGCUGAGCUGUUCGCGGCCAAGAAUCCCGGCGCUGCGGUGCUGGAAGUCGGCGGCGGCACAGGUGGUGCCACGACGGCCAUGCUCGAGGGCUUCGCGGCGAAGGGCAACGGCGCGAACACGCUACUGGGCAGGUAUACCUUUACCGACAUAUCCUCGGGCUUCUUCGAUGCCGCCAAGACCAAGCUGGCUGCCUGGGGCGACCUCAUCGAGUUCAAGAAGCUCGACAUCGAGGUCGACCCCGUCGAGCAGACCUUCACGCCCGGCACGUACGACCUGGUGAUGGCGUCGAUGGCGCUGCACGCGACCAAGAGCUUGGUCAAGACGAUGAGGCACGUGCGCAAGAUGCUCAAGCCUGGCGGCAAGCUCGUCAUGAUCGAGCCGGACCAGGACCGACUGGAUGUGCAGCUCAUGGCGGGCACGCUGCCGGGCUGGUGGCUGAGCGAGGAGCCGCAGCGCAAGAGCAGCCCAAGUGCGACGCUCGAGAUGUGGACUGACGUUCUGCGGGAGGCCGGGUACAGCGGUAUUGACUUUUCGAUCGGGGAUUGCGAGGAGCCGGAGUACCACUCGAUGAACGUCAUUCUUGCUACAGCGGUUCCUGCGGAGCCGCCUGCGUAUCCCUUGUCGGUUUCAAUUGCGUAUGUAGAAGCUGCUCGGGGUCCGUGGCUUGCUGAGCUCGCUGGCGUGGUCAAGGAUAUAAUGGGCAUCACACCUACACUCUCCGAAGUGGGCGAUGUUCAUGCUCAAACGGGUUCAGAGAGACUGACUAUUGUCGCUGACGCCAGACUCGGCUCGCUUAGUGCAGGCAGCAACCUGCUCAAGAAGCUUGUCAGUGAUAGUCAAGCCAUACUAUGGCUUGCCUCACACAGCCCUCUCAGCGGCCACGACACGCAAUAUGCUCACUUGGCUGACACCUUGUCCUCCCUCAGAAAGGAGCACCCAAAGAAGCGCAUCGUCAGUCUUGGUCUCGGACAGAGCGCGAGCUCCUGGGACAAAGAUGACCUCUCAGCUCUCAAGCACGUCAUAAAAGCUUCCUUUGACAAGAGCGUCGAAGUUGACGAGUGGGAGUAUAUCGUCAAGGACGGUAGCUUGCACGUCCCUCGGAUCUACCCUGACCGCAAUCUUGACGCGGUGGUCAGCACCGAGGACGUUGAUCCUCCAUCGAAGCAAGAGCCUUUUCUUCGAGAGCGUGAUCAUGCGUUGGUUUGGCAGCCUGGCUUGGGCGGGUUGGUGGACGACCCUCACUUUACGCCAGACUACGACUCGCUUGAGUCCGCACUCCCAAAGGGCUCGUUAGAGAUCGAAGUGCGAGCCUUUGGCAUCGGGUCUGAGAUUGACGAGUCUCGAGACCUCCAAGGAUAUGAUUUCGCCGGCAAUGUCAAACGGCUGGGUGCCGACACUGAAGGCUCCGGUCUCAAGAUUGGCGAUAAAGUCUGUGGAAUUGCUCAAGGAGAUAUCAGCAGCAUUGUGAGAGGACCCGCCAUCAGCGUCGCAAAGCUAUUGACCGGCAUUUCGUGGACUACUGCCGCCUCUUUGCCCACUCCCUCCGCAACAGCGCAUUAUGCCCUUUUCAAGGCCGCACAGCUUCAGAAAGGCGAGUCCGCUCUUAUCGUUGGGGCGACAACACCAGUCGGUCAGGCCGCCAUCCACUUUGCACAGGAUAUUGGAGCCAAGAUCUUUGCCACAUGUGGCAGUGCCGAAGAGCAGCAACUACUUGCGACCAACCACGGGCUUGGGAAAGAACAGAUCAUCUCCACAGGAGUCUCUGUUCCGAGUCCGCGAGAUUCUGGGCAUGCAUUUGACGUUGUGCUUCAGGCAUCCAAUGACCGCCUGCUCUUGGACCUUGUCUCGCCAUUCGGCCGUUACAUCGAUUGCAGCGGCAACACAGAUGCCAGGAAGAGCCUGGACCUGACUCCUCUGCACCAGCGCAGUGCCACGUACGUCCCAGUCGAUAUUCUCCAACUGAGCCAGUACCGCGGGAAACUCGUUCAAGAUUCCCUCGUUGCCAGCUUGCAAAGCCUCAAGCCGCACUGUUCAGCCUCUUUCUCAGUUGAACAGUUCAGCCUAGCAGAUCUCGACAAAGCUGUGCGCAAGGCGACGAAGCCCGCUGUGGUUGGCGUAAGCAGCCGGGUCGUGGUGAUACCUGCGCCGGAAGAUUACGUCAAGGUGGUUCAUCGCCCGCGACCGAUUAAGCUCGAUGCCGAAGCGUCGUAUGUCGUGAUUGGCGAAGACGUCGACGGUAUGACUGAGUCCGUCGUGUCGUGGAUGGUUGAUAAUGGUGCGAAACAUGUUGUUACUGCUCUUCGCGCGGACAAGUCCCUAGACGGGGCGGCCGCGAUCACCAAGCGGGCUGAGAGCGAAGGAUGCACGUUGCGGGUGGUUCACGUCGAUACUGCCAGUCCGAAUUCGAUUUGCAAGGCGGUCGGUGGUGAGGGGGUUGUUCCAACGGUUCGCGGUAUUGUUGGAUUGUUGCCCUUGUCUAUUGAGACACCACACACAGCCCUGGAGAACAUCACGAAGCAAUAUCAGGAUGUGGAAUUCUUCGUCCUGAUUUCGCAGGCAGAACAUGCAUCGGUGAUCAGCAGCUUGCCAGCAGCACUAGCCAAAGCCCGAGCAGCGCAAGGCCACCCGACCACAGCUCUCGAUAUCAUUGGAACUGUCGCUGAGCCCACAAUGCUCCGUCUCCUCGACACAGCCGUCAGCAACUCGUCGACACAUAUCAUCGCCGGACUCACCAGUCACGAAACCCUAUCUGAAGACUUAAAGACAUACCACGACAGACGCUACGGCACGCUCCGCCUCGCCGAUCCGCAGAGCAGACGUAAGGCGGACAGCGCCCCACUCGCCUCCGGCGCGCAGGACGCCGACCGCGCGGCGGCCCCGCUCCGGGCGCUAGCAGAGCAGCCGGCCGUGACGGAGGCGCAGGCGACGACGUUCGUGACCGACGCCGUCGUCGCCAAGCUCGAGGACAUGUUUGGCGCGGCCGAGGGCGAGGUCGACGCGCGGCAGCCGCCGAGCCGGUACGGCGUCGACUCGCUCGUCGCUGUCGAGCUGCGCAACUGGCUCGAGAGCGCGGCGCGCGCGAGGCUGACCGUAUCGGACAUUGUGGGGAGCAAGUCGCUCGGGGAGCUUGGGAGGACGGUGGCGGGGAGGUCGGAGUUGGUGGUGGGGUUGAAGGCUUGA